ACACGCGGAGAAGCGCAGACGACGUUUUUUGUAUCGGCAAAACUUUUGAAACGGCGUGAUCAACGACGGCAGCAUGGAAGCGGGCACGACGCACCGGACUGGUUUCCCUGUGUCCAGGGUGCGUAUGAUCAUGCGGAGUUCACCGGAGGUGUCGUGCAUUGGUCAGGACGCCGUGCAGAUCACCACAAAAGCAGCGGAAAAAUUCGUCGUGUUCUUGGCACGAGAGGCCCUCAAGCACAGCAAGGAUCACAGGACGAUUGAGUAUUCUGACUUGGCGGCCGUCAUAGAUGCUCAAGAGCGUCUGAAUUUUCUGAAUGAUAUCGUCCCACAGAAGAUCAAGUACAAGGACUACCUGCGGCUUGUAAAAGAAGCAGAGUCCAAAGAACUGUUGAAGGAGAAGCAAGCCGAGGUGUAACCAGUGGAAAGCAGCGGCACUUUUGCUGCUGUGUAUACAUCAUGUCACAUCACUGUAAUAUACAAGCUGGAUCAGCCAUCUUUUAUUUUAUUUUCUUGGUAACAGAGAACAUCUUUCUGCUAUUUAUGCUUAACAAAUAAAAUGUUUUCUUUUCCAC
Dermacentor silvarum is the source of this 572-nucleotide messenger RNA. RefSeq names its product chromatin accessibility complex protein 1 (gene Chrac-16). NCBI's taxonomy places the organism in Eukaryota, Metazoa, Arthropoda, Arachnida, Ixodida, Ixodidae. The coding region runs from base 74 to 415 and encodes 113 amino acids. The record is from RefSeq and is a predicted model, not a curated record. Gene Ontology annotation, molecular function: protein heterodimerization activity. Gene Ontology annotation, cellular component: CHRAC; nucleus. The transcript is spliced from 3 exons.